Messenger RNA from Sipha flava (yellow sugarcane aphid), 3246 nucleotides. RefSeq names its product storkhead-box protein 1 (gene knockout). The transcript is spliced from 8 exons. Lineage: Eukaryota; Metazoa; Arthropoda; Insecta; Hemiptera; Aphididae. The coding region runs from base 179 to 2068 and encodes 629 amino acids. Gene Ontology annotation, molecular function: DNA-binding transcription activator activity, RNA polymerase II-specific; RNA polymerase II transcription regulatory region sequence-specific DNA binding. The record is from RefSeq and is a predicted model, not a curated record. Gene Ontology annotation, biological process: positive regulation of transcription by RNA polymerase II. Gene Ontology annotation, cellular component: nucleus; cytoplasm.
CCGUUUGGAUCGCCGUACGAAAACAAUACGUUUCGAUGGAAAUCGAUUUCCGCGAAUUCACUCGUUCCGAGUUCUUCUAAUCCGUGUCUAUUUGACUCUUACCGUCCAAAACCGGCCAACGCUAUUGAUCAUUGCGUUGCGACGGAGCGUUCAAAUCUCCGUCGGGGAUCGGUGAACGAUGAGCGGUCGCAGCAGGAUCAAAAGUCCCGUGGGAUGCAGAUGCCACUACAUACUGAAACGAUGUAUGGCCAUCCAUCUGCAGAAACAGUCGCUCGUCCGGCACGUACCGCAACAGACGGAAGCAUCGCCGUACUGGAUGUACGACAACGGGUAUCUAAUAUUUCAGAGCUUUUUGGAAUCCAAUCUAAAAUGCGUCUGGAAUCGAAGUCUCGUGGAGGCGAUGCAAGUGGUGAAAUACGAGGGGUACGUAUCACCUGGUGUGUUAUUGCUCACCGGCGAUCCGUGUUCCAUGGAAGUGAUCAGAGGGGCCUGGUGUCGUAAUGUGCUCAGGCCACCGAACAGUUACGUGAUCACUAAAAUUGGUGACGUCGAAGACUGUGUAGUGGAAGACCUGAAUCAAGGACAAUUCACGCCACUGUCCGAAGCCCUGUGUCUAGUCAUAUUGGAGUUGACCAGCGCCAACCAAAAUGCCACAAUCGACACUGUACGUUCGGCCCUAAAAAUAUUCUUCUCCAACAUUCAACCACCGGCCGAACACAUUAUUUACGAUGCGAUGGUCAAUCUCAUGUCCGAAAAUAAGAUAUACCAGACCUCCAGGGGUUAUUUUGUUGUAACACCAGAGGUGCAACGACUAGUUGGUUCAGCGACCGCUAGCCCUGCACACAGUUUACGAUUGGGAGGAAGUAGCCGGUACAGUCCAAGCAAAAAAGGAUUUUUAAUGACUACGGAGGAAGCGUACGUGAAGGUGCACGGAGACAUCGAAACCUUAAGAGAUGGAGAUCAAACCCACCAGAACAUACAGACGAACUUGGCAGACAUCAUCUCCGGUGGGAAUUGCAACGACAAAACACUGUCGCCCAGGAGGGACGCGUCCGGAAAACUCGAGAGGCGCAACUCGCUCAGGAGCGGUUCGACGUCCCGUCGCCUGGCCACGCUGCAGCGAAGCGGUUCCAUGAGACAUAUAUCAAACAAAAACAAAAACGACGAAUACGGCGUGCCGUCCGCGGAGUGUGCGAAAAAGUCUCCGGGCAUAUUUUCAAGACUAUUCGGCAGCCGCAGGUCGACUUCCAAGUCUCGGAAGUCCAACAGCAGCUAUUGCUGCGCCACUCAGUUCCCGCCGGACGAAUGGUUCAACAGGGGCGUGCAACCCCAACAGUCGACCUCCACGCAAACGGAAAAGGAAGAGGACGACUGGAAAGCCAAACAAUGGCCGGCUGCGAGGUUGACGAGGAGCGCGACGUUGCCGAGGAAGUCGCGGACCGCGGCGCCAGUCGUGGCCACCGCGGGAUCGUUGGCCUGCAGCAACGGCGGCGACGGUUGCGGAGGGACGGGAAGCGGGUGCCGCGCGGACAAGAGCAGCCCGGCCGUGAAGAAGGCGUACCCGUCGAGCGGGUCGUCCGGGUACAACUCUUUGCCCCGGAUGAACGGUGGCGGUCGGAAGUCCGGCGGCGCGGGCGGUAGCAGCGUCAAGCACUCGCCGUCCGAACUGUCGUACAAGACGACCGCCACUGCUGCGGCGGCCGCGGCAUCGAAACCGGAUGCGGAGGACGCGCGCAAACCGGACUCGGCGGCGACCGCGACGAGCAACUUCGACUCGAGCUACAGCUGCGACGAGAUAUCCGUCAACGACUCCUCGAUCACGUUGACCAUCGUCUCGCCGCCGCAGACCAAAGCGAAGACGGCCGCGGACCUGCGCAGGGAGUACUUCCGGGGCCCGAUCAAGUACGGUCCGGCGACCGGUAGUUGCGGCGGCGCGGGCAGAGAGCUCUCGCAACAGGAGCAGCAGCAGGAGCAGUACUUCAACCGCGGGGGCGGAAGCGUGCGCGAGAGACAACCCAUCGCCGCGGGUCUGCACAAGUAUUUCGACAACUCGUGUAAAAUCAAAUGACGACCCUGCCCGUCGCGCACCGUCCGUACGUCGUUUACGUGUAAUACUUCCAUCUUUCGCUGUGCACGUCCAACGUCUAACGCGUCCGCGGCCCCGUUAUCGUUGUUUCCGUGCACCCCGGACCGGUGGCGCCGAAGUCCGUAGGUCGGAUAAACGAAUCCUCCGGACCGUCCGAAAACCGGUGACACCGACAAGGACGCGGUCGAUAAUGGAGAUCCCGCCGGGAUCCAACCGUCCUACGUAAACGCCGGUUUCGGCGCCCCCGGUCGCAAUAAUUCGCGUACGCAUGUGUCGCAACGUCGGGUUUCGUUCGCGUUCGCACUUGCGGUGGCGCCGAACUAUAUUUCAAGAAGAGUGGUGGCAUAAAUUUUUUAUAAAUGCUAAAGUUUAGUAUCAUAUAUAAUAUGCCUGUGGACUUACUGUAAAAAACAGAAUACCAUAUAACUUUACGCCACCGAUACAAAUUAUGAACAUGUAUAAAAAAAAAUCCCAUAAUUCAUGGACACCCACCUCUUCAAACAAGAGACGCGGCCGCCACCCCUGAAAGGCAGGAUCGGCGCCACCGCGUACUUACAUACACGUCGUCACGUCCUGUGCUAUUAACACGUUGCGUACGCGAAUGUGAUUGCCAUACUAAGGGGUACCGUUAUAAAUAUAUAUAAUAUUCACGCAUACAUAUGUUUUGUACGUAAUAACUGUGUACACGUUUAUAUAAAAAUGAAAAAAAAAAACGUUUUUAUUGUUUAUAACAUGAUAUAUUAUUUAUAUAUAUAUAUAUAUAUUGUUAAAGGGAUGCCAUAACAUUUUUAUUUAUACAUUUAUUAUACGCACACUAAUCAAAUAGAACUAUACGCGUUAUUGUAAUAACUAUAUUAUAUUACCUAUAAGCUAUGUCUUAAUAUGUAUAAUAAUAAUAUUAAUAAUAAUAAUAAUAGUUAAUAAUAAUAAUAGUAUAAGUACACUUUUCGACGUGAUCGUCCGUCGUCUACGUAGAAUAUGUGGACAGUGAACGUUUUAUUUUUUGUGACAAAAAUAAAAUGUAAUAUUUACUGCAACCUGCUGCAGUUGAAGGAUGUGACGAUGCGAGAAGUUUUGUAGACUACCCGAAUUCGUGUAAUCUGCACUUGUUAGACAUAGUAAAUAAUUUAUAACUGAAUAAAAACAUACUUAAUAUUCUA